UGUGGCUCAACAAUAAUGUCAUCUUUUUAUCUGAUCUAUUGCCCAGGAUAUCUACUUUAGCAAAGGGGCUUAUGCCAAGUUUAUUUGUCCAUGUGGCACAAAAAAAAACGUACAGUGCUUGCCAAACCUGCCCACCCAGUAGAGGCUUCUUCUGUCCAGAGCUACGACGACAACAGUUAGGCCUGUGUAGGAACCUGCCAUAUAUCUCUUUGCCGAUCGUGGUGGCUCCAAUGGCCUUGGCGUCCAUGGCCAGUUUGAUAUCAACUCAUCUAUGUCAUCGUGAACUCUAUGGAAGAGGCUCUGAGGGCUACGGCUGAGUAGAAGAUCGAUGCCCUAGUCGUUCAAGGAAUCGAAGCAGGCGGACACGGAGGAGCCAAAGCACUCCCUCUUUUCCAAUUGUUGCCCGCUGUGUUGGCAGCUGUUCCCGAAGACGGUCCACUCGUUCUCGCUGCGGGUGGUGUUGCUACCGGC
Guyanagaster necrorhizus is the source of this 471-nucleotide messenger RNA. RefSeq lists its product as uncharacterized. The transcript is spliced from 3 exons. The record is from RefSeq and is a predicted model, not a curated record. The coding region runs from base 72 to 317 and encodes 81 amino acids. Lineage: Eukaryota; Fungi; Basidiomycota; Agaricomycetes; Agaricales; Physalacriaceae.